AUGGGAUCCCUAUUAAGACCACCCAAAUCGUUUACAUUUGACUGCGCUCUCGCUUUUACCCUCCAAGCUCUUAAGUUACGUCCGCGGAGCCAGGCUUGGGGACUGCAAGCAACAAAUACGUUGCCAACUUGGGAAAUUGUACCUGCGGACAUUUUGGACGGUAUCUCCGAUCAGGAGGUGCCUUCUUCUGAAUAUCGUCCGCCAAAAACAGAAGAAUUUCUCCGAUCAUCUCCAAUACAACUACGCCGCCGGAGACGCAACCCCAGCACGAGUGAUUGUCGACCAUUACACGUCCAUAAUAAUUCUGAUGAGGAUGAUGACCCUCAUACACCUAGCCGGAAUCCACACGUUUCUCGGAAGGUUAAUCGAAGCCGACCAGUAUUGGCCAGCCAAACAUCUACUACGGCUGGACGAAGCUCCUUCUCCGAGGAGAACCAUCGCCGUUACUGCACGUUGAAGUGUCUAAGCGGAUUGGUACAUGGAGGGGAAUUAGGGCAGUUAGACCAGGCUUGCCCUAAUGUCCGUGAUCAUGGUCACGGAACAACGCGUCAUGUUAUCAACUCAAAAACGUUCGUCCGCAAAUUGCAACGGCAACUCUCCGAGACUGUCAAUGCAGAUUGUGAGGUCAUCGGAAUUCACGGUUCUCGAGGCGCCCUUGUACCGUGUCGGAGUUCCGUGAUCAUCUCCGACAUGAAGCAGCUGUAUACGACCAACUUCGUCCAAUCCAGGGCAUAUACAUCCCUCUCCACCUCGGAAGCCUUGACUUAG
This is a messenger RNA of Penicillium riverlandense, 768 nucleotides long. RefSeq lists its product as uncharacterized. The record is from RefSeq and is a predicted model, not a curated record. Lineage: Eukaryota; Fungi; Ascomycota; Eurotiomycetes; Eurotiales; Aspergillaceae. The transcript has 3 exons. The coding region runs from base 1 to 768 and encodes 255 amino acids.